AUGAGCAGGCGACAAUCUCGUAUAUCAAUCGACACAAGACAGAAUGACACCCUCCUCGAGUUCGAGAACUUCAAGAAGAAGUUUCUGCUUGCCAACAAGCACAUCACUAAAUUGAACUCAACACUGAGCGUCCGCAUUGAGGAACUCAACGCCCAGAUAUCCACGCUUUACGUCGAGAACCUCCGGCUCCGCGCAUCCGAGAUUGCGCUGGCCUCGCAACUCAAGAAAGAGCGGGAGAAAUCCAGAAAGAUAAUCACCGACACUGAGGCUGCAACACAUAGCUUCAUCAAACACCUCUCCCACAUCCGCAAGACCUUCCACGUCCCGCACGGGAGACCAUCCGACUCUGAAGACUCGCAACCACCGCCACCCCGAGCCAAACGACCUGUCAUCAACCCUGAUGCAUCGCCCGCGCCGAACCGCCUCGCUAAGGCACCGACUGUCCCUGGUAUAGUCGAAGACGACGAGACCAACGUGUCCUCACCAGAAGACCCUGACGCAGACGUUGAGGAGGAGGACCCUCCGCCGGUGAAGCGGAAGAAGGCCAAGUCGCGGCCAUCUGAUUCUCGACUACCCUUGCCCACUCAGGCCAUACCUCCACUACCAGACGCGGACGUGCGACAGAUCGAAUUUGAGGAACAGCUCAACAAGGAGACAGAGUGGGCUCUCACAAGCGUGUCGAUCACUACCGUCACGCCGAGUGGCUUCAGCACCGAACUCAUGCCGCCGCGACCGCCGAGUCCCGCCUUUGGGUCGCCGAUCAGGAGAGCAGUAGGACUCGCGGAGGAGGCGGACGAGCGACGGGCUGUGAAUGGCGACGAGGAUGAUGAUGAUGAUGAAGUGGAGGUGAUACUGCAGGGCGUGACCAAACGCGAUAAAGAAAAGGAGCGGAAGAGGGAGCGGACGGUAGAGAAGGAUCGAGACAAAGAGAGACAUUCUUCGAGCAACAGUGAGCGGACAAAGGAGCGAGAGCAUCGGGAGCGCCAACCUACACCGGACGAUGAUGUACCGUUGGCCAGCACGUCGAGUCAAACGAACUCUGCCACUCGCGCACGCGAUGGUGUGGCUACCCCCGCACCGAAGCCUCGUUCGCACCCCGCCCCUGUCCUUCCUGCCUCUCGAGCUUCCAGCCCUCAACCACCUCCUGCUCCCCCAGAAGCAGAAGCCCCCGGUGGCCGUGAAAAGCGUGUGAGGAAGAGCGUGAACUACGCAGAGCCCAAACUCAACACGAAAAUGAGGAAGCCGGACCCACAGCCUCUGACCAGCACUAAGCGCAUGUCUACUUCCUCUAUGGAGGGUAUCCGAUCACGGGCUUCCUCGGCGGAAGCACCAUCGGAAGCACCGUCUGCAAUCGGCGACGAACUACCCUCUGGCACGGCGCAAGUUCCCGUAGUGUCCGGCGCUACUGUCAAGAGAAAGAAGUCCCGAGUGUACGUGCUUCCAGACGACGGCGAAGAGAGCGAGGGCACGCAGGCGGACGCCGAGUUCGGUAACCUCGCGAGCUGGGUGAAUGUCGACGGCAGGCGACGCAGCAUCCAGAGCGCCUCAAGUAGUCGGCGUGUCGAGGGCGACGAUGCACGAAGACAUAGCAUGGCUGUUUAG
Messenger RNA from Fomitopsis serialis, 1602 nucleotides. RefSeq lists its product as uncharacterized. Gene Ontology annotation, biological process: meiotic chromosome segregation. NCBI's taxonomy places the organism in Eukaryota, Fungi, Basidiomycota, Agaricomycetes, Polyporales, Fomitopsidaceae. The record is from RefSeq and is a predicted model, not a curated record. Bases 1 to 1602 code for a protein of 533 amino acids. Gene Ontology annotation, cellular component: nucleus; chromosome, centromeric region. The transcript has 7 exons.